Messenger RNA from Odocoileus virginianus texanus, 6528 nucleotides. NCBI's taxonomy places the organism in Eukaryota, Metazoa, Chordata, Mammalia, Artiodactyla, Cervidae. The record is from RefSeq and is a predicted model, not a curated record.
GGGAUCGCAAAGAGUCGGACACGACUGAGCGACUUCACUAGAUUUGUGCUGUCCAGUAUGCGGCCACGUGGCCGUGGAGCACUUGAACUAUGGCCGGUGCAACUGAAGGACUGAAUUUUAAUCUUGAAAAACUUUAUAUUUACAUUUAAAUAGUCACCAGUGGCUAGCAGCUACCAUGUUGGACAGCUCUAAACUCUGGCCUUAAUCACUAUACCCACCUGCCUGUCUCCUUCCAUCCGUCCUCUCUGAGCCCCAGCACUCCCCUGAAACUGCUCUAGCCAGGUGACUGCCCAGCAGCCAAACCCAAAGGCAGUUUCAUCAGUUUUUAUUCCGGAUCCUUCAGGAACAUUAGGUAAAACUGAGCAUUCUCAUUCCUUUUUCAUGAAGAAAGAAUUAAUAGCCCCAUGAAAGAAAAUACAGAAAUGUAGAAAAGGAAAAAAAAAAAAUCACCCGCAGUCCCACAACCAAAAUAUAAUUAUUAUGAACAUUCCAGUACAUUUCCUUCUAUAAGUAAUUUUUAAACAACAGUUGCAAUCACACUUAUUUUUAAAAUUUACCUUUGUUUGAUUUCAGAAUAACUAUGUCCUCUGGGGGUCAAAUUCUCAUCCUGAUGAUUUUACCCACUCUCAGCGAUGAGCUCGUGGAUACAUAUUUUUGACUCCUUGAUAGGUAUCUCCAUUUUAAAUAUCUCAGUGGUACCUCCAACUGACCACAUUCAGACACUUGCUCCCUUAUCUUUCUCCAAAAACCUGCUCCUCUUCUUUCUGGGUUCCCCCUUAACAAGAACAGUACCCCCAUGCGCCCACCAAAUCAAGCCAGAAAUCGGAACCCUCUCCCCCAUCCAGCUAGAAGAUCCCUCCGUGUUUCCAGCUGUGAUUGUGGAGCAAGUGCCCUACCCCGAAUUACUGCAUCUGUACUCAGGCCUGGAGCUGGAUGACGUUCACAAUGGCAUCAUAACAGAUGGGACAUUGUGCAUGACACAGGAUCAGAUCUUGGAGGGCAGUUUUUUACUGGCAGAUGACAAUGAAACCACCUCACAAACCGUGUCAACCACUGAAGUCUUGCUCAACGUCGAGUCUCCCAACGACAUCCUGGAUGACAAGCAGAUCUUCAGCACCUCUGAAAUGCUUCCAGAGCCAGACCCUGCUCCAGCCAUGACACUGCCCAACUACCUGUUUCCUGUCUCUGAGCCCGACGCCCUGAACAGGGCUGGCGACACUGGUGACCAGGAGGAGAACUGUCUGGAGGAGAAGGUCCCCACAGAAGACAGCGCUAAGAAGACUGGAAAAUCGAAGAAGAGAAUCCGGAAGACCAAGGGCAACCGCAGUACCUCACCUGUCACUGACCUCAGCAUCCCCAUUCGGAAGAAAUCGAAGGAUGGCAAAGGCAGCACCAUCUACCUGUGGGAAUUCCUCCUCGCACUUCUGCAAGACCGGAACACCUGCCCCAAGUACAUCAAGUGGACCCAGCGAGAGAAAGGCAUCUUCAAGCUGGUGGAUUCUAAAGCAGUGUCCAAGCUCUGGGGGAAGCAGAAGAACAAGCCUGACAUGAACUAUGAGACGAUGGGCCGGGCACUCAGAUAUUACUACCAACGAGGCAUCCUGGCCAAAGUGGAAGGGCAGAGGCUGGUGUACCAGUUUAAGGAGAUGCCCAAGGACCUGGUGGUGAUCGAAGAUGAGGAUGAGAGAAGCGAGGUCACAGCCACAUCCCCUCAGGCCUCUGCUCCCUCCACCUCUGGCAGCAGCUCCCGGAGAGCCAGCUCCCGGGUCUCGUCCAGAGCUGCCCCGCAGGGCAAGGGUGACACUUCCUGGGAAAAGUCGAAGGUGCAGCACGUUGGUCUCCAGCCAUCUGCUAGUCUGGAAUUGGGACUGUCUGUAGACGAAGAGAUCCCCACUACCUCCGCCAUGCUUGUCUCUCUACCAGAAAGCCAGGCCAAAGUCACGAAAGCUGUGAGUACUUCUUCAGUGCCCAGCAACAUCCACCUAGGAGUGGCCCCUGUCAGGUCGGGCUCGGCCUUGACCCUGCAGACCAUCCCGCUGACCACAGUGCUGACCAACGGGCCUCCUGCCAGUACUACUGCUUCAACCCAGCUGGUUCUCCAGAGUGUUCCACCUGCUUCCACCUUCAAGGACACCUUCACUCUGCAGGCCUCCUUCCCCCUGAACACCAGUUUCCAAGAGAACCAGGUGGCAGCACCGGGGGCUCCGCUGAUUCUUAGUGGCCUCCCCCAGCUUCUGGCUGGGGCCAACCGUCAGACCAAUCCGGCACCACCCUCAGUCAUGGGAGCUGGCCCAGCAGGGCCCAGCUCUCAGGCCCCUGGGACUGUCAUUGCGGCCUUCAUCAGAACUUCCGGUGCCACUGCAGCCCCUGGGGUCAAGGAGGGGCCACUGAGGCCCUCGUCCUAUGUGCAGGGCAUGAUGACUGGGGCCCCCAUGGAGGGCCUGCUGGUUCCUGAAGAGACCCUGAGGGAACUCCUGAGGGAGCAGGCUCACCUUCAGCCACUUCCAAGCCAGGUAGUUUCAAGGGCUUCCCACAAUCCGAGCCUUCUGGGAAACCAGACUUUCUCUCCUCCCAGCCGCCCCACUGUUGGGCUAACCCCAGUGGCUGAACUUGAGCUCUCCUCGAGCUCAGGGUCCCUGUUUACGGCUGAGCCUAAUAAUGUAAGCACACCCGGGAGCCUGCUGACUAGAUCCCCAACUCCAGCCUCCAUCUCCCCAUUCAACCCCACUUCCCUCAUUAAGAUGGAGCCUCAUGACAUGUAAAUGGAGGGGGUCAGGGGGAAACGUGACCGCCAGGCAAAGUUGAGCAGCAUUUGUACACGGACUUUCUCUAAGAGAGACUGACUGAAGUAGCAUACCAGCCCUUACAUUUCAGCAGGGUGUCAAUACACCAGACCCCCGUGCCCCACCCCUGCCUGUUGUCAUCAUAGCCAAGACAGGCCCAGUUGGAGCAUCCCUGCUGUCAAACCAUGGCUUUCAAGAGUACUAGGGGAUAUGCUUUUGUCGGAGUAAUGGGCUGACUUGCAGAUGGAGGCAAACCUGAGACGUUUGUAACCAGGGCUGGGGUAGGGGCUUCAUGAGAAGAGUCUUUUCACCUGGCUGUAUUCCAUUGUCUUCGUUCCCUCUGCAGAGUAUUUACUAUCCCAUAUGUGAAUAUCUCUGUAUGUAUUUGUGUGUACCUGUGCGUCUGUAUCUCUGUUUCUUUGGUGAGGAUGGGGGUAUAGCUGUGAGGUCUUCAAGGGUGUGUGUCUCUGUGGAGGUCAGCCACAGAGAUGGGGAAUUUUCUGUUUUGAGGGAAAGCAUUCUCUAGUUCGCUUUGUAGAAGCCAAGAUUUGGUUGUUCUGAAACUAUGGGGUACAGGUUGGAACCCCCAAAUCCGGAGAGAUGUCACAGAGCUGGGGCAGGUCUGGGGAGGAGAGCUUUGAUGGGUGUGUUCGUUGGGGAAGACGGAGUUGUAGGGGACAAGGAGAAAACCAUGUGGGAUAAAACCCUGAAGAGAGGGAAGGAAUUCAGCCCUCUGGAGCAGCCCCGCAGGUUAGACCGAGGUCUUCUUGGGCUCAGCAUCAUUGCCCACCAGUCAUUUGCCAGCAGGCCAGAUCCUUAAUCUCCCCAGAGUGCUUUGUGCCCCUCCAGGGUCAGACCCAGCCACAAGGUCCUCAGGGGAAGGGGACUAAAUUAAUGGAUGUUUGCGCCCAGGGCUUGGGCUGUAAUUCCAGCCUUCACAGUCACCCUGGUCUGCAUCCCAAAUCCUGGCUUCCCUCUUGACUAAUUUCGCCUCUGCCAUUUCACUGCUGGCAGGCAGUGCAGGGGACGUCGGGUAACCACAUGCUCGGGGUCUGCCUCCGUCCCUGCUCGUGCCUCCUUGCUGCUCAGCCUGCUUUCUACUCCCCUCACAGGUCUGCCCACCCACCCAUUCCCUCAAUGGCUGCAGUAGACCUCCUCCAGUGGGCCGAGGUCCUUGAUGGCCAGCCUUCUCACUUCACUCUGACUCCUCCUCCACGAAGAUGGAGCCCGAACCUGUGAGCUCCUGUCCUUUAUGUCCCUCCGAAUGCCUUCCUUCCACCUUUCCUCUUUCUGAGAAUGGGGUCAGCCAGUUAUCUCUUAAAGUCCACCCCUCAGCUGGGGGCCUCGAUCCCCUCCCCUCUCUCUCCUAUGAAUUUGCGUUUGUCUCUCCUGCCAGGUUUGGGAGCAAGGCUGAGAGCUCUACUAUGUCAGCCUCGGAAAUAGUGAUAGGAUCUGGUGAAUGUGGUUACUGUGAAUUGGUGCCUCAGGACCUUUGCUGUGUCCUUGACACAAAACCAGCCACCUGACCUCACUACCUCCCCUGGUUGCCCCUUCUCUCUCUCUCCCCUUCUGGUCACUGCCAAGCCCAUUAUCAUGCUCUGUCACCUCUUGUUCUCCCCCUUCUCCACCCUGGGAGGGAACCAUGUAUGGUUAUGCAGGUGUAUUUCUUACAUGUCUCCAGCACUUGGCAUUAAUGUCCCUUUUUCUAAUAAAAUCAGCUUAUGAUGACAGUUUCCUGGUGGUGGAGAGCAAAACAUCUUGAGAAAGGGUCACCUUUGAAAACAACUUUACACAAAGAUUCGACGUGGGUUAGGAGUGGCCCUGCCCCCUCACUGGAACCCCAUAGAACUCUUCAUCUGAAGUCACUGAUACCCUGGAGGUGAUGUCAAAUUUCUUCUUCCUAGUCCUUGGCCCCUUGUGAACCCUCACAGCACAUGACACUACUUCCCCUUCCUCCAUCACCUUCUCUGUGCCCUUGCUAACUCCACGUCUGCAUUCACUCUGGGCACCCCCAUGAGCCUCAGCCAUCCUCCUGGCUCCAGUGAGGCUCUUCAGGUUGGGUAUGGAAUCUAGAGGCCCAGCCCCUACUCUUCUCAGCUUCUGGCUCACAUUUCUGCUGGAUAGUUCUACCUAGAUGCUUGUCAGGCCCUCAAAGAUUGUCCCUCUAUCAAAAAUGGAUUUUUGGAAGUUUUCCAACACACAAAACCAUUCCAGACAAAAAGGCCAUCAUGACUUGCCUAUUUCUGUUAUUGUGCUGACCUUCUAAGCUUGACAUUUCAGAGCCAUCUGAAAUGCUGGCCGCGUUCACUUGACCCUGCCCCGUCCUCAUUGCCUCAAGUCUGGUGUGGUUUGCCACAUCUCUCCAAUCCGGCCAUUCUUCCACACUUGCAGAGAGCCUCCAGCCUUGUUCAUCCUCCCCCAGAGCAUAUCCCCUUCCCUGGACAUAUAAGCAGCCCCCCAGUGUGAUCUGAGUCACCCCUUCCAACUUGCCAAAAAGUCUCCUGGGGCUCCUCACUGCCUACAAGUGGGGGUGAUACUCAAAAUCCUUAACUUCCAAUCUGUUCUUAGUGGCUGGGCAUUAACCCUUUAUUGUCUGACUCACAAGGCAGUCCAGGGGUCCUGGAGGAGGGAUGGGGGAGCACUUGAUGGCUCAGGGCAGUUUUUCCAGGAGUAUUUUGCACUUCACCAUCACAUCCUAGCCUACUUCCCCAUUCACCCAGUCAAACGGAUGAAUUCACUGACCUUUGCACGUGCUUCUGUUGGAGUUGCCUACCUCUGUACUUUUACUUUUCUUGCUUCUGCUCAACCACAAUGCUCUUCCCACCCCGCUAGUACUCAUCAAAUUGUACCCAUCCUUUAAGGCUCAGUUCAUGGACACUGCCUCCCCAGACCAGCCUACCCUUAAGUGAGUUCAUUUGAAAUGCGUGGCAAGUGCCAUUCUUUUGGUAACUGUGAGCAGCCUGUGACAUCGCCUCUAUAAUAAUCACAAACUGUUACUUAAAUCUUCAAUGACCUGGACUUAUGGAGUCUCCCCAGUUAGUGUGUUACCUUCUAAGGGGAGUGGGACUGUCACCCAUAGCAGGGCACACUAUGAAGCAUCUAGUGAGCGUCAACGGACGGUUACUGAUUGAGCUGGUGAGAGAGGGGGACCAAAGUGAGGUAGGUGACCUCCGACCUCCCCUCUGCACAGACACUCACCCCAGGUGCUCCGCUGCCCAGGGCCAGCCCUCCCUGGCUCAGUGCCCUCAUGGUACCCCCACCCCACCCCUGGCCUUAGCACCCAAGAGUUGUUACUACUUUGAACAUCCCCUGCCUCUCAAGAAACUUCCCUGUCCAGUUUCUUUCCUACUCAAAGUGUUAAAUUAGCUAAGCUGAUAAACUAACCUGUGCUGAUGUAGUUAAGGGAGAGGGCUAGAGGAGAGCCUCAGGAGAUAGGUUCAUUUCACCCAGGGUCAUGUGGCAACAGCACCCCUGCCUUUGUAAUAGUUUGAUGGAGUCAAGAGACUGGCUCCUCACCCCCAACAGCUGAUGCAUUACUCCCUCCUCUGAGCUCCCACAGCACUUUGUAUAUACCUCUUAUUGUAGCACUUAGCACAUGGUAGCGCCUUAGCUAUGUGUUUAUGUAUGUUUCCCCUCCAAUAGACUGUGAGCUCCUCAAGGACAGGGACUGUGUGUUAGUCACUGAUGUAUCCCCCAGCGCCUAACACAGUGCCUGGCACACAGUAGGUGCUCAAUAAAUGUUUAU